Drosophila kikkawai is the source of this 1251-nucleotide messenger RNA. RefSeq names its product G-protein coupled receptor Mth-like. Gene Ontology annotation, biological process: cell surface receptor signaling pathway. Gene Ontology annotation, molecular function: G protein-coupled receptor activity. Gene Ontology annotation, cellular component: membrane. The record is from RefSeq and is a predicted model, not a curated record. NCBI's taxonomy places the organism in Eukaryota, Metazoa, Arthropoda, Insecta, Diptera, Drosophilidae.
AUGAAGCUAUAUUCCAUUAUUUUCGGGGCCUUCCUGGAGCUUAUUUUCCUACAAACAGCAAAAGCGGAUAUUCCCGGAUGUCAUUUCCUAGAAACUGUGAAUAUAACGUCAAGUCUGAGGCUACAAAAUGGCUCCUAUAUGUACCAAGACAUCGAGAUUCCUGAAUAUUUGACUGGUCAAUAUGAUUACAUAACAACGGAGGAGGGAAUAAGAGAAGGAGUAAGAAACCAUCUACGAGGAUGUAUUUGCCAACUGAAACCUUGCAUAUGGAUCUGUUGUCGCUUUAAAGAUUGGGAUGAACCCAAUAGUAAAUGCACAGAUGGUAUGAUGGAGGAGUUGGCUGGGAUCGAUCCCUUCCUUAAUGUGACACUCAUCAAUGGGUCAGUGGCAGAAACGAACUUGCUAAAGGAUUUUAUCGUGUUGAGAGAUCGACUUCGGCUUAGUGAUAUUUGGGUAAAAGAGAAGUACACAAUAUUCGAGAACGGGUCUGUACUGUUGAAUAGUACGGACAUACUUUUCUUCAGGGGAUAUGACUGUCUCCAUCCAAAUCAGUUUACUUCAGGCAACACAGAGUCCUUUGUUGCUGCCUUCCAUAUGGAAUGGUAUAAUGAGAGGUACCUAUCACUGAAUCCAGGAAUGAAAGAGCUCUUGUGCCUUUCAGAAGUUUCGUUGGGUCUCACAAUCGUACUGUAUCUUCACUUAAAGAAGCUCCGGAAUCUGCACGGAAAGUGCUUCAUCUGUUACAUGAUAGCUUCGUUUAUGUAUUUUGUCUUUUAUUUGCUGGAAGCCGUUCCAAUUCAUUUGCAGUUGUGCGUUUUACAAGGUUACGUCACGAUUUAUUUCUUCAUCGCCAAAUUAAGUUGGCUCUUGGCUUUGAGCCAUCAGUUGUGGAGAGGCUUUACAUCGGUCAAUCGAGUUGAGUCUGAAUAUAGCUUCGGGGCCUACAGCACCUUUGCCUGGGGAUCGACUGCUAUCCUGACGGGAGUUAUUUUCCUGAUUAAUCAGAUUUGGGAUAGCGAUCCCAACAAGUUGGAUUGGGUGUCCGGUAUUGGUUGGGAAAACUGUGUAUAUAUGGGGGCCGGUAAUUAUUUUAACUACAUUAUUGAAACGCCGUUGGUAAUACUAGUAGCAUUAAAUACAAUCCUUAUUAUGUUGACCAUUAUCACAAUUAUACGAGUAAAACUCUCACUGAGGCACUUGUUCGACCAGGACGAGAGGGCAAGGAACCUGAACUCGAGAAUGCAAUCGUAA